CAUGCAUGACUUUGUCAUAUAUAAUGGGCCACAAGAAGAGACCAAUAUCAAAUAAUUGCCUUUUAUAUAAAUCCAAUUCAUUGUAUCAUUUCCUUAAAAUACAACACCACUAAAACCAAUGGGGUCAUUGAUAGCAAAUAAUCUCUUCACUAUUCUGAUCAUCACCACCCUUUUCAUCGUCUCAUCCCAUGCAGCCACCUUUGAAAUCCGCAACGAAUGUCCAUACACAGUCUGGGCAGCUGCCAGCCCAGGAGGCGGCCGCAGACUCGACCGCGGCCAAACAUGGACACUCAACGUAGCCGCGGGCACAGCCAUGGCCCGCAUAUGGGGUAGGACCAACUGUAACUUCGAUGGCAGCGGCCGUGGCCGCUGCCAGACUGGAGACUGUGGUGGGGUUCUCCAGUGCCAAGGGUGGGGACAACCUCCAAACACACUAGCUGAGUAUGCCUUAAACCAAUUCAACAACCUUGACUUCAUUGACAUCUCCUUAGUGGAUGGUUUCAAUAUCCCCAUGGAUUUUAGCCCCACUACGGGAAGGUGUAGGGGAAUAAGGUGCACUGCUGACAUCAAUGGGCAGUGUCCUAGCCAACUUAGGGCUCCCGGGGGUUGUAACAAUCCAUGUACUGUGUUCAAGACCAAUGAGUAUUGUUGUACCAAUGGUCAGGGAAGCUGUGGGCCCACCCAAUUCUCAAAGUUUUUCAAGAAUCGGUGUCCUGAUGCUUAUAGUUAUCCUCAAGAUGACCCCACCUCCACUUUUACUUGCCCUGGUGGGACCAACUAUAGAGUUGUGUUUUGCCCUAGAACUUCUCCUAGAUUUCCUUUGGAGAUGGUUGAAAGUUUGAAUGAGUAAUAGUACACGGCAGAUGAGAUCUUCAUAGCUGGGUAAUGUUAAUUUGUACUGAUCAUCAACUAUAUCUUUAUAUAUUAAAAUAAGGUGCUACGUAUAUACGUACGUUAUAGUAUACUAGUUGAUCAGUAUUGUGUAAACAUGUACCCUUUUUGUUUGUACUUAAUUGUACAACUUAAAAGAUAUUCUUGAAAUAAAGUUUGCUUUAAAAAUAA
Cannabis sativa is the source of this 1062-nucleotide messenger RNA. RefSeq names its product thaumatin-like protein 1. The transcript has a single exon. Gene Ontology annotation, cellular component: extracellular region. Bases 119 to 850 code for a protein of 243 amino acids. Gene Ontology annotation, biological process: defense response. The record is from RefSeq and is a predicted model, not a curated record. NCBI's taxonomy places the organism in Eukaryota, Viridiplantae, Streptophyta, Magnoliopsida, Rosales, Cannabaceae.